This is a messenger RNA of Daphnia magna, 1685 nucleotides long. RefSeq lists its product as uncharacterized. The transcript has 3 exons. The record is from RefSeq and is a predicted model, not a curated record. Bases 527 to 1462 code for a protein of 311 amino acids. Lineage: Eukaryota; Metazoa; Arthropoda; Branchiopoda; Diplostraca; Daphniidae.
CUAGUGACAAACCUCGCACGUGAGCGCUCUCAUUUAUUUCUCUACUAAUAGCAUCCACCACAUCACUUUGCCAUCCGUAAUCCAGCUGUAUAUGCAGCAUCGUGUUGUGUUAACUGAAAUCGUUUGAUGUGCUGGCAACACGUUAAACGAUCAAUCAAUCUUUUUUCAACCUUAGCCGCUAUCAAAUUGGCAGUCAUUUUAUUUCGUUCUUUGGCGAGUUCGCCUUCUGGAUAUCGUCUUCUUCAACUGAAAAGUGGAUUACAUCUUCUCGUGGAUUUCGUCAACUUUUGCUGCAUUCUGGAAUGGAAUUACCUGAUAUUCUUGCCUUGGAUUGAAAUUUGAAUCUCGUGGCCGUAACUGUACAGUCUACUUAAUUAUCCACGCUCUACUCACUCUGAACUCUUGUUUUGUCAGUGCAUUGAUGCUCUAAGUUAGAGUGUUGCAGGCUUGCAGCAUCAUAGUUACAAAAACAACUUGGUCGUCAACGUCAUACGUCAACAUCAAUUUAUUCAAGGUAAAUUUGAUAAUGAAAAGGGUUAAUACUGCUAGCAGCACAUCUCAGGCUCACAUAAGGAGAAUGCGUCGGGAGGCAAAUCAAAACGUGGAGGUUGCUAAUUUGUCUCAGUUUGAAGUUGAACGUGACAUCAACAGUAUUUGUGAACCUAAGGAGCAUGGACUCGUUUUAAAUAAUUUACCUUUCGUAGACUGUGAAUCAUUUCAUGAUGUUGAUGGCGAUAAUGUAGACGACCGUAAUCAUGUAGACUUUUCCCUUAAUGAUGUUAACAACCAUGAUUUAACUUUGAGCGACCGUGGUUCAACUUUGAGCGAGAGUGAUCCUGAAUUGAAUGAGGAUUUUGAUUACAUUGAUGAUUCAUUGAUAGCUAUUGAAAUUGAAGAACAACCUCGUUGUGGGGUCCCCCAUGUACAUAUUAACAAACUAUUAUCUGUUUUAAAAUCCCAUCCGUGCCAUUCCGAUCUCCCUGUUGAUGCCCGCUCAUUGCUAAAAACAAAAAGAAACGUUUUUUUAAUCCCAAUGCAUCCGGGUGAGUAUUAUCACUUUGAUUUAUUGAAUGGUCUGAAGGUUGUGACUGAUAAAAAAAUUCUUCCAAGAAACCGCAAUGCGAUUGAAAUUGAAAUCAUAAUUAACGUUGACGGGCUCCCCAUAUUUAGUAAUAGCACCUCAAAACAGUUGUGGGUAAUUUUGGGAAUUAUCAGUGGGAUUGACGGCUUAGAAAAAUAUCCUUUCAUCAUUGGCAUUUACUUUAGUCUAGAAAAACCUACAGGAGGUCCAAAUACAUUUUUGAGGGCACUCGUGAACGAUAUUAAAGAUGUUUUAGAACAUGGAUUUUUCCAUUGUGAACGCUUGUUCAGUGUUAGAGGUAUUAUUUUUGUCUGCGAUUCUCCUGCCAGAGGUUUUUGUUUCUGGGGUAAAAUAUCACUCUGGGAAGAACAGCUGUUCUAAAUGCACAAUUGUUGGAUUUACUGCGCUUAAGCCGAGUGAACUUAGGAGACUGGUCAGUCCAAAGGGCCGUGUCGUUUUUCCUUGUGUUGCAGCUCCAAGAAGAGACAACGAGUCUUUUCGACAGCGCGAUGACCCAGAACAUCAUAACUACUAUUCGAUCACAGAAGAAUUAGAACUUGUUGACAUGGUCAAUGAUUUUCCCGUAGACCCUAUGCAUUUAGUA